This is a messenger RNA of Nymphaea colorata (pocket water lily), 3650 nucleotides long. RefSeq names its product probable pectate lyase 4. The coding region runs from base 1699 to 3231 and encodes 510 amino acids. Lineage: Eukaryota; Viridiplantae; Streptophyta; Magnoliopsida; Nymphaeales; Nymphaeaceae. The transcript has 3 exons. The record is from RefSeq and is a predicted model, not a curated record. Gene Ontology annotation, molecular function: pectate lyase activity.
AGUAGCUAUUAAGAUAAAGGGUUUAAUUAUGAUUAAUACAUAAUAUAUAUGACAUAAAAAAGUAGAUAUAGAUAACAGGUGAAAGGGGUGUUAAGGCUAUUUUUGUUAAUUAAGUUAAAUAAUUUCUUUUUCUUUCCUUCCUAUCCUAUCAGAUUCUUUUAAUAGGUCAUUUCUUUUCCCACCCCAUCAAUUUUUCCUUCCUUUCUUCUCAUUUCAUUUGGAGUUCCGAGGCCUCCCUCACUCAGAAUGCGUUCCACAGGAUGUGGGAACUUAUGGGGGUGCGCAUUUGGCAUUUGUUCUGGAACACACCUUCCGGAACUGCGGUGUUCCUGUUCUGCCCUUUCAGGGCGAAUCAAAGGCUCUUUAGAUGGAACACAUUUCACGCGGCAACAGGAGCCUCGUCAGAUUCUAUUUGUAGUUUACUAACGUCCAACGUUCAUUGGGGAACCGAGCCAGAAAAAGAGCAGCAAAGCAAUGGUGUUCAGUCCUCCAUUACCAUCUACCAAUAGUGACAACGGUGGGAAGGGUACCUCAUCUUUGAAGGGCAUGGACAUGGACAGGGCUUGGGGCGGUUGCCUUCCAUUCAUCCAAGGGGUGGCGGAACAUUAUCUGCAACCAUUUUAUGUAGCAGAUAUCCAGCCACUGCAGUGCAUGGUCUACCGCAACUGUAACCUGAUUUUUCUCUAAACAAUGCUGGCUGACCGUCCUCUAGUGCACAAGCUUUUGGAUUUCUAUUCGUCUUUGAUGCACCGUGCCAGUCAGUGACGUCGGGUUUCUGUCGUUAAUGUUGUCGAUCUGUUUGGCAAGAGCUGCUCGGCACUCUUUCUUUUUCUUUUUCUGUUCUUGAGAUGAUACAAGGUAUCAAUUUGUCGGGAUACAAGAUGUCAAUUUGGCAACAGCUGUCCUUCUUUCUGUAGUUGAGAACUCAUUAAUCUGCUUCAGCGUGAGUUUAUCUCACUGAAUAGAUGUCGAUUUCGUAAGAACUAAAAAUCGACAAUUUCUUUCAGUGUCUUAAGGGGAGUCAUCAAAAUGUACAAGUAAUCAAGCCAGGAUGCAACUUUUUGAAGGGAGGAGAUGGCACCAGCAUGGCUAAAUUUUGAAAAGAGGCUUCAACAACAGUUGAAUCUUAGACUGUAAAUCUCAAAGCAGCUGCAGAAUUUUUGCUAAGUUACAUUGCACCCUGCUGGAUAAUCGCUCCACAAGUCUUGGUUGCUCGAGAAUCAGAGCCUUAAAGGUUUCAAACAGCCGGGUGAUAUAGAGAGGUGGAUGAUCCUAAAUGCUGGCGAGCAGUAUUCUGCAGAGAUGUGACUGAAGUUAAGCCUUUGAUUUCUGUUCGUUAUAACAGUUCCAGUGAAUGGAGCAUGUGUUCCACACUCCCAAUGGUCCCCGAAGCUAGAGGGCUCUGUCCUUAAUGCAAUCUGUUGGUUUCUUCUUUUUGCUUCUGCUACUCCGUUGAAGCUUGGCUAUCUGCUGAAGAAAAUAUUUGUGGAGACAGGAGGUGGUGGUGACCCACCAGCGGAAAGAGACUCUAUCACGCAGAGGACCCUUCUGAAAAGGCUAUGGGGAGACAAUGGUGAGCAACGACCGCUUCAGCUCACGCACCAAAUGCCAGUGUCAUCACGAGGGCUUCCCUCCCUCUUCAUUGUCAUCCUCUUAUAAGCUCACUCAUUUUAUCUGCUCUUCAAGAAGGCGACGGCAAUGGCGGGAUUAUCGAAUUACGUGCUUGCGCUGGUGACUGUUUUUAGCUUCUUAUUCUCCCAGCCGGUCUAUGGUGGUGGCUGUGAAGAGGAGGUCAUAAAGAAUCAUGCUGCGAGGAAUCUACGAUGCACAGAAGCUCUUCUUCUUCGACAUUCGGCCAGGGAAGCUCACGAUGGGCGUUGUACGUGCUUGUCUGCUGCCAUCGACCAUGCUCGCGAGGCGCAGCGCCUCGCACUUCCCUCGAGAUAUGAAGAAGUUCUGAGCAGUGUGGGGCGUCUGGUGGAUUGCGUUUGCUUGCAAAUUGAGCAAAAUGCUUCUAUUGGUGCACCACCACCAGGACGUGCUCUCAGUGACUCUUUCAACCAAGCGUGCCAUCAAGCUCGACUGUCCUUCACCGUCAUUAGAAACCUGCUCGUCCACUGCAACCCGCAUAAGGCAAGCAGCAGGAGCAGCGGCGGCGAAGAAGGGAACUACCAUUCUUCAUCUCCCCUCCUCCCCAGAAAGAAGCUAAAACAAGUUGGCAGCUGCGUGGCCGACGGGACCAAAUGCCAGUUCCUCCCCUGCGCCAAGUGGAAAAAGCUCCCGCGCUGCGCCGUGGGGUUCGCUUCCUCCGUCACGGGAGGCGCCGCAGGUCCUUACUUCACGGUGACCGAUCCGAGCGACGACCCACUGAGCCCGAGGCCGGGAACCCUGCGUCACGCGAUCGAGGCGGCGGGAAAGAGCCCCGGUGGCGGAUGGAUCAGAUUCGACCGAGCGAUGACGGUGGUGCUAGAGGACAGGGUGUGGAUAGGCUCCAACACGACCAUCGACGGGAGGCAGGCGAACGUGACGAUCGUCCACAAGGGGCUGGUGCUGUACGGGUUGGAGAACGUGAUUCUGGUGAACAUCAAGGUGGUGACGACGGGCGCGAGCGACACGAUUCACAUAUUCCAGGGGGCGAGGAGGGUGUGGAUCGACCACGUGACGAUAGAAGAAGGGGGGCUGGGGCUAGUGACGGUGGCGGGGGGGUCGACGGACGUGACGGUAUCCAACUGUUACCUCAAGGACCGGAAAUUUAGUAUGCUGCUCGGCGCUUCCGACCUUGACCCUUCUGAUAAAAUCCUCAGGGUCACCGUCUACCGGAACUGGUUUGAUAGCUCCGGCGAGAGGAUGCCACAUUGCAGGUGGGGAUAUUGUCAUGUGGCGAACAAUUACUACAAACACUGGAAUUACUACGCAAUAGGGGGCAGAAAAUAUGCAAAGAUACUUUCGGAGGCGAACGUCUUCGAGCCCGGAAUCCGGCAGGAGGUCACGCCGUGGUUCGAGCAAUUCAAAGAUGACCUAACACCAACCAUACAAUCAUCUGACGAUCUCCUGCUCAACAACGCAACCUUUCAUCAGUUCUUGCACAAUCGCACCUUGGAAGAACCUAACAGGAAGUUCUUGAAUUACCAUCUUCCAAUGUCACCCACUCAUGCACUGGUCGACUUAGUGAAGGCGUGUUCCGGCGCCCUGCGGGGGGAAAUUCUGGAAAAAUGUCUUCACUUGCCGUGAACUCCGGACUCAGGUGCAAUAUCAUUACACAAAUUUUGUGCAUUUAUAAUCUAGAGAUCAAUUUCUAACUGUGUUUUUCGAAAUUCUAGCAGUUUGGUUGUGAACUUCAUUGUCCAAAAAAUUAGCUCUUAAUUCACUUCAUUCACAUGUCUAGAUGAGAUUUUAUGUUAUAAUGAAUUUCAGAAGUUAAUUGGAAAUUCGGGAGAAAAUGGAUCAGCAAAAAAAGUUGUGUGAUCCGUAAUUGUAUUGCACCUGAUCUGGUUUUGAGGUGGGAGGCAACCCUCUGUUUCUUGUUCUUUCAAAACCUUUCAACGGUUAUCUACAAUUUCUUUUUCUCUCUAAUUUGUAGCUCAUUGAAUUUGGAUGUAAUUUCUUAAAUUGACAAAAAAGAAAGAAAGUUGCAUGCUUCUCCGGAAAAA